AUGGUCCCAGAGGAACCAACUCCCACGAAAGUCAAUGUGGUUACGGAGGAACCAACCUCACUGAAAUUCUAUGUGGUCCCAGAGGAACCAACCUACACGAAAAGGAACCAACCUACGAGAGUCAAUGUGGUUACAGAGGAACUAACCUCACUGAAGUUCUAUGGUCCCAGAGGAACCAACCUACACGAAAGUCAAUGUGGUUACAGAGGAACCAACCUCCCUGAAAUUCUUAUGUGGUCCCAGAGGAACCAACCCAUUAAUGUCAAAGACAAUGGGAGAGAACUAACCUCACUGAAGUUCUAUGUGGUCCCAGAGAACCAACCUAACCCACUGAAUGUCAAUGUGCUUACAGAGGAACUAACCUCACUGAAGUUCUAUGUGGUCCCAGAGGAACCAACCUACACGAAAGUCAAUGUGGUUAAAGAGGAACUAACCUCACUGAAGUUCUAUGUGGUCCCAGAUGAACCAACCUCUGAAUACCCAGCAUCCCCGAAUGAGGAACCAACUAACCCUGAAAGUUCAAUUUGGUUAGUCAAUGUGGUUACGGAACCAACCUCACUGAAAUUCUAUGUGUCCCCAGAGAAACAUGGUCCAACUCUCACUGAACCUUUUUAUGUGGUCCUAGAGGGGACCAACCACAGGAAAUUCAAUGUGGUUACGGAGGACCUCCUGAGUUCUAUGUGUGGUCCCCAGGAACCAACCUCCCCGAAUGUCAGUAUUAGCACAGAGGAACUACUUUCACUAUGUGGUCCCAGAGGAACCAACCUCACUGAAGUUCUAUGA
Acanthosepion pharaonis is the source of this 783-nucleotide messenger RNA. Lineage: Eukaryota; Metazoa; Mollusca; Cephalopoda; Sepiida; Sepiidae. The record is from the annotation of a GenBank genome assembly.